AUGGAGAACCUCUUCUUGUCGAAAGAAAAGGGGAUGGGUUAUUGGGCUUCGCCAAGAGCUCAGACGGAUAGUUUCACCCCUUUCGAUGGUGCUCCGAGGAAUUCAUUUUUGGAGGACCCGUUGAACAAUUUUUCAGAGGUUAUGAAUUUUGAUAUGCAUGCUGGAUGGUGCAGCAGCUCGUCAGCUAUGGAUGAAACGCUUUCCCCUAUGGAAUGCCAUCUUUUCCGUCAACAUCCUAUCCAUCCUUUGAUGGAGGAAGAUACAAUAGUUACUGCUGGGACUUCUUACAAUGGUGAUGAUAAAGUGAUGCUUCAGCAAACGAAUUCCCUUUUCGAUUAUCCCUCAGAUUCAAUUGAUGCUGAUGAUUUGGUUGCAAAACACAGUAAUAGUGCUGGUCAACAAAACCGUUUCCUAAACACAACAGAUUGUUUUAUUUCUCAGACACUUGGGGCUUCACUUGAUGAGAGGAUGCUAAGGGCAUUAUCCUUACUGAAGGUUUCGUCUGGAGGGGGCAUUUUGGCGCAAGUGUGGGUUCCCAUAAGGAAUGGGGAUCAAUACAUAUUGAGCACUUCAGACCAACCAUACUUGCUUGACGAAAUGCUCGCGGGGUUCCGAGAAGUGUCUAGAACAUUUACCUUCUCUGCAGAAGUGAAGCCUGGUGUGCCUCUAGGGCUUCCUGGUCGCGUAUUCAUUUCCAAAGUUCCAGAGUGGACUUCGAAUGUGAUUUAUUAUAGCAAGGAGGAAUACUUACGGUCAAAGCAUGCAGUUGAUCAUGAAGUACGGGGUUCUUUUGCAUUACCGAUCUUUGAUCCCGAUGAGAUGUUCUGCUGUGCUGUUCUGGAACUUGUCACUGUUAAAGAGAAACCGGAUUUUGAUUCAGAGAUGGAAAAUAUUUGCCAUGCACUCGAGGCUGUGAACUUAAGGAGCACUGCACCUCCUCGACUUCUUCCUCAGUGUCUCUCAAGCAACAAAAGAGCUGCCUUGUCUGAAAUAGCUGAUGUUCUACGAGCUGUAUGCCACGCACAUAGGUUGCCUCUGGCUCUUACGUGGAUGCCUUGUAAUUAUACCGAGGAAGCUGUUGAUGAAAUCAUAAAAGUGUGUGUCAGGGAAGCCAAUUCAAGGCCAAGUGGUAAAUGUGUAUUGUGCAUUGAAGGCACAGCUUGCUAUGUGAAUGACAAAAAGAUGCAAGGUUUUGUGCAUGCAUGUGCAGAACAUUAUAUAGAGGAAGGGCAAGGUAUAGCUGGAAAAGCACUGCAAUCAAAUAAUCCCUUCUUCUUCCAUGAUGUGAAGGCAUAUGAUAUAACUGAGUAUCCACUUGUUCAUCAUGCACGCAAGUAUCGUCUCAAUGCUGCAGUUGCAAUCAGGCUAAGAAGCACCUACACUGGUGAUGAUGACUAUAUUUUAGAGUUCUUUCUGCCCAUCAAUAUAAAGGGGAGUUCCGAUCAGCAACUCCUGUUGAACAACCUCUCAGGUACCAUGCAGAGAAUUUGUAAGAGUUUGAGAACAGUUUCAGGUACAGAAUUAGUUGGGCAGGAAUGUUCUGAAGUUGGGUUGCCAAAGGAAGCAGUACCAAGCUUCCGACCAAUGUCCAUAUCAAAGGGAAGCUCUCAAACUGCACUACCAGAAGGAAACUUGGACUCUGCUGCCAAGACGUCUUUUAAUGUGUCUAAUUCAAAAAAUGAUCGAACAGAAUCAAAUAGUUCUAGUGAACAGUCAAUGAGUGGAUCUAGAAGACAAUUGGAGAAAAAGAGAAGCACAGCAGAGAAAACUGUGAGCUUGAGUGUUCUUCAGCAAUACUUUUCUGGAAGUCUCAAGGAUGCUGCGAAAAGCAUUGGUGUUUGCCCCACAACGCUGAAGAGAAUUUGCAGACAGCAUGGAAUAUCCAGAUGGCCAUCCCGCAAGAUAAAUAAGGUGAACCGCUCAUUAAGAAAAAUACAGACUGUGCUUGACUCUGUUCAGGGGGUGGAAGGAGGGCUGAAAUUUGAUCCUACCACAGGUGGUUUUGUAGCAGGGUCCUCCAUGAUUCAAGAAUUUGAUACUCAAAAUGGUUUUGUAUUUCAAGAGAAACAUCUGCCCAAUAUAAAUAAUGAACCAGCUAACCAUGGUGUAGUUUCUGUACUUCCGGUUCACUGUACUGAUGGCAAUAAUUAUACUGUUAAAGUCGAAGAAGGUGAAUGUCGUAUAGGUAGCGGGGGAUUAUUAAAGGAGUCUAGCAUUCAUGUGAUUGAUUGUAGUGAAGAUUCUAAGUUGGUUGCAAUAGAUGCUGGAUUAUGUGAGCAGGCUAGCUUUGGCUCUGGACCUUGGGCUUGUCUCGAAAAUGACUCCUCAGGUUCUUUUGCAGAAGCAGGCAGCAAAUGGUGCAUGAAAAAUGGUGGUAUUAUACCAGAGCACUCGGACUCCCAUUUUGUGUCUCAAAGAUCAAGCUCCUUAAUUGCUGCUGAUGAGAUGGAUGCCAAAAUGGAGGGUGAUGAUGGAAAUGUGGAACAUAACCAGCCUACUUGUUCAAGCAUGACUGACUCAUCAAACGACUCUGGUUCAAUAAUGCAUUGCAGUACAUCAAGCUCUCCUAGCUUUGAGGAGAGAGAGCAUUCAAAAGCGAAACCUAGUUUUGGUGAUGGUGAUUUAAAAAUUACUGUAAAGGCCAGUUACAAAGAAGAUUUAGUGCGAUUCAAGUUUGAUCCAUCAGCGGGAUGUUUCCAACUGUAUGAAGAAAUAUCAAAGAGGUUCAAAUUGCAGACUGGAACAUUCCAGCUCAAGUAUCUAGAUGAUGAAGAGGAGUGGGUAUUGUUGGUGAGCGACUCUGACUUUCAGGAGUGUCUGGAGAUAAUGGAAUAUGUUGGGACUCGUAAUGUGAAGUUCCUUGUUCGUGACACGCCUUACGCUAUGGGCAGCUCUGGCAGCAGCAACAAUGGCUUUUUGGUAGGAAGCUCCUAG
Dovyalis caffra is the source of this 2934-nucleotide messenger RNA. The record is from the annotation of a GenBank genome assembly. NCBI's taxonomy places the organism in Eukaryota, Viridiplantae, Streptophyta, Magnoliopsida, Malpighiales, Salicaceae.